Molecule: messenger RNA, 1182 nt
Organism: Bombus pascuorum
Lineage: Eukaryota; Metazoa; Arthropoda; Insecta; Hymenoptera; Apidae
Product: zinc finger CCHC domain-containing protein 17-like
Exons: 2
Coding region: 252-1040 (262 amino acids)
Biological process (GO): RNA stabilization
Molecular function (GO): RNA binding; zinc ion binding
Source: RefSeq, a predicted model, not a curated record
AAAUACUGAGAAAUAAACAUUAUGAUAAUUAUAAUAAAAAUUUUCAUAUUAUUUUUAAUUUUCAUAAAUUUGUAUUGAAUACAAGAAUAUACUAAUAACAUUUUCAUUUAUCAUUUUCUGCAUUCUCAAAUUCAUUUUCUUGCUACAGUCCUGUAUUUAGCAUUAUGAAUAUGAGUAAACCUAACCUUUACAUCAAGUUUGACUGAUAUUUAUUUGUUGUUGUUGCUUCUUGCCUAAAUACGUUUACAGAAAUGACUACAUGUAAAUUAAAUCAAAUAUUUAUUGGAGAAGUUGCAUCUGUACAAAAUUAUGGAGCUUUUAUCAGAAUUCCAGGCUGUUCCUUCCAGGGACUGAUACACAAAUCACAGGUAAGCUCUGCUCAUAUCGAUAAUGUUGGAGAAGUUUUGCAAAAAGGAGAACGUAUAUGGUGUAAAGUUAUUUAUAUUGGAGAUGAUGGCAAAAUAGGACUAUCUAUGAAGUAUGUAAAUCAAGGAAAUGGUACAGAUUUAGAUCCAAAUGGAAUACAGCUACAAAGAGAUGUUCAAAAGAAAAAGCCUAUAGAAAAACAUGAUCGUAGAAUUAUACACUUAGAAGCAAUUCUUAACACUACAUGUAUGAAAUGUGGAACUGCUGGUCAUUUAUCUAAAGACUGCUUUAUGAGUCCUGAUGGAAAAAGGUAUGAAUUGAUCCCAGAAAUUGAAGAAAAACAAGACGUUACACAAAUACAAAGUAAUAUAAGUAAAAAAGACAUAAGUCAUAAACAGAAGAAAUUAAAAAAAAAAAAGAAAGCAAAAAAAAUCAAACAGGAUGCACUUGAUAGUGAUUCUGAUGGAAAAGAUACAGUUAAAAAGAAAAAGAAGAAAUAUUCUAAAGAUCAAAAGAAGAAAAGGAAGAAACAUGAGAGUUCUUGUAGUGAUAAAAAUUCUAACGAUAGUUUUUCUAGUCAUGAUGUGAAAAAUCAUAAACGAAAGCAUUCAGAAAGUUCAGGAAAACAUACUAAAAAGUGUAAACAUUCAAAAAUUAAAUAUGCUAAUGAAUGAAAGCAUAAAAACUAGAAUGUAAAUUUAAUUUCCAUGCUGGUUUUGUAUAUUUUUAAAUUAUUAAAAUAUUUCUCUUGAAACAUCUAUUUUAUAGUGUAUCUAACAAUAUAAUAAUAAAAAUCAUACUUACUGAUGUUAAAUA